AGUGCACAACACUGAAUAAGUGAUCAGUGGCAAGGCCUUUAAGUAUUCUAUCUUUGUCAAUCCAAUUUCUUGCAAUUGUCAGAUUGCUGUCAUUUUACUAUUAUAAAUGCAAUUGAACAAUAAAUUAUAUAUACAUAAAUAUCAUUUUUAAAAGUAAAGAAUUAUUUCUGUUUAACAAACUUUAUAUCAAUUAAAUUAUCAUAAUGGCGGAUGCUAAAUAUUCUGAUUUACCUGGAAUUGCAUACGAUCAAGUUGAUGUUUAUGAAACAACUGAUUUACCAGAGUCAGAACAAUUUGAAAUUUACUCCGAGGAUGAAUCAGAUUCAAUAGAAAAGUUGCAUAUAAAUGCUAGAGUAGCUUUUAGUAAAUUUAAAACCAAAACGGUUGGAGACACCAAAGUUGACUUUUCAGAUUCUAUUUCACGCAAAUCAAGAACCGGUUACAAGUUUAGAGAUUAUGAGCUUUUGGGCGAAGAUGAAAAAGAAACUCCAAUUCAGAAAUAUCAACGUUUACAAUGCGAAGUGAGAGAAUUAUAUGAAGAAAUAAAUGCAUUAAAGGAAAAUGCGAAAGAAGAAAACGAAGAAGUUAAAUCUGCGAUAGAAAUCAUUUCUCAAGUGGAACAAUUAGGAAAAGAAAUAAAUGAUCUAAAAUUACAAGAAUUUCUUGGUUCUGGACUUAUGGGAUUAUUUUCAGAUCCUCAAGGAACUAGAUUGAAGGAAUUGAUAUUGCAGAUAGAAGCAUUUAGAAAUACUGGCAUUUCUAAAUCAGAAACAGAAGUUAAAUCAGAAACAGAAGUAAAAUCAGAAACAACUGAAACCAAAGAAAAACCACCUUCCGGUGUCUUGGAAUACAAAAUGAUGUAUUUACCGGAAAAAGCUAAAAUGCAAGAGAUGGCGAGAAUUGUGCAACUUGAACAAAGAUUAUCUUGUCUUGAAAAUAUCAUUGGUACAUCUAACGAAAAUGUUUCUCUUUUCUCUCGGAAUUUGAAAUGUCAAGGUAUAGUAGAUGCAGUACAACAACUAAGCGCAAAAGCUGCACUUUUAGAUACGAAUCAUUUGGAAGCUAUAGAUAGAAGAUUAUCAGCUUUAAUUUGCAAGAUUGAUGACAUCGCUAAAAAGGAACAAAAAGCAGUUCCUGAUGCAGAGUUAAAGCAAAAGAUCGAAGAAAUGUAUAAAAUAGUAAGAAAGACUGAAAGUAUGUCAGAUAUUUUACCUCUAACUAUUAAUCGAAUGACAUCUUUGAGCACUAUACACGAAGAAGCUGCCAACUACAGUAAGGCAAUGAAACGAUUCGAACAACUGCAGAAACAAAAUACUCAAUUUAUGGAUAGCAAUAAAUGUUUACUCGCUGGUGUACAAGAAAGCUUUGCAUCUAAUUUAGAAGUUAUUAAAAAUAAUAUAACGUCACUUUCCGAACGUGUUGCGAAGCUUGAUAAGUAAUCGAUAGCAGCUUAAUCACUUUAUUGAAAUUAUUGAAAUUAUAUAAAAAUAUAAAUAUAUAUAUAUAUAAUAACA
Molecule: messenger RNA, 1514 nt
Organism: Polistes dominula (European paper wasp)
Lineage: Eukaryota; Metazoa; Arthropoda; Insecta; Hymenoptera; Vespidae
Gene: DCTN2-p50
Product: dynactin subunit 2
Biological process (GO): microtubule-based process
Cellular component (GO): dynactin complex
Source: RefSeq, a predicted model, not a curated record